CUCUCUCUCUCCCUCUAUCCCCCUCCCUCUCAGGGUGACACUGAGCUGCCAUCGGUGGCGGUGACUAAGGUACCAAAGGGGGCGGGGCUGUCUGCGGUGGAGGCGGAGCCUGAGGAGUACGAGCCUCCGGGCGACCUAUCGUCGGACGACGAGUACAUGACGCUGGAGGAGGCGGAGUCUACCCGUGCGGAGCGGAUGAGGGCGGGGCUGAGGGAGCGGGUGCUCGCCACCAGGCAGCGCACGCGUGACAACCUCACCAAGACGGGCGCCACCCUGCGCCAGGGUGGCGCGGCGCUGGGGGGGCGCAUGCGGGGGCUGGGCCAGAGGGUGGUGCCCAGCGACGAGCAGCGCCAGCGGAUCAGGCAGAGCGGGCAGCGCCUGCGUCAGAGCAUCGCCGAGAAGGCCCCCAACAUCAGGCUCCGCCCCCCGCCGCGCUCCGUCGCCGAGGGCCAGGAGGGCGGGGCCGACGCCGCUGCCGCCGCGGCGACCGUGACGACUCCGCCCAAGGGCCGCAAGCGUGACGUGACGGAGCUGGAGAGGGAGGGGCCAGUGUCUGAGGAGAGGGUGAGCGUCAGCGUGCCGCUGGACGGGAAGGUCGCCGUGGAAACCGGCAAGGAUGAGGAAUGAGAGAGAGAGAGAGAGAAAAGGGUAGAGAGAGAGAGAGAGAGAGAGAGAGGGUUACAUAUAUUCAUGUUCUGCCCAAACUGAAGGUUUACAGCUGUGAGGGUGUGUGUGUGUGUGUGUGUGUGU
Clupea harengus (Atlantic herring) is the source of this 750-nucleotide messenger RNA. It is a transcript of the gene cavin4a, whose product is annotated as caveolae associated protein 4a. Bases 157 to 627 code for a protein of 156 amino acids. Gene Ontology annotation, cellular component: cytoplasm; caveola. Gene Ontology annotation, biological process: regulation of gene expression. The record is from RefSeq and is a predicted model, not a curated record. Lineage: Eukaryota; Metazoa; Chordata; Actinopteri; Clupeiformes; Clupeidae. The transcript is spliced from 2 exons.